AUGCGUUUCACCAGCAUCAUCGCCGCGGCCUUCGCCGUCGUCGCCACCGCCGCCCCCACCACCGCUGUCGAGCCCCGCGGAAACGUCAACCUCGCUGCGCUCAACAACCUCCAGGGCUUCAACAACUUGGACCUCAACUACCUCCUCGCUCUCAACCAGCUCAACCUUGGUGGCCUUAACCAGCUCGGCCAGGUCAACAACUUGAACCUCGCCGCCUUCCAGGGCCUCUUCGCAUCCCAGAACUUCGACCUCAACGCCCUGCUCCAGCUGCAGCAGCUGUCCACCCUUCUUGCCAUCCAGCAGCAGGGCCUCUUCAACAACAACAUCAACCUCGCACAGUUGAACUUCGGCGCCCUGAACUUUGGCUUGAUCAACAACCUUGGCGCCAUCAACCUCGGCCAGUUCAUCGACCCCAACCUGAUCGGCCAGAUCACCCAGGUUGUCCAGCAGUCUUCCGUCGUCCUCGUCGGAAAAUAA
Colletotrichum navitas is the source of this 477-nucleotide messenger RNA. RefSeq lists its product as uncharacterized. The record is from RefSeq and is a predicted model, not a curated record. Lineage: Eukaryota; Fungi; Ascomycota; Sordariomycetes; Glomerellales; Glomerellaceae. The transcript has 2 exons. The coding region runs from base 1 to 477 and encodes 158 amino acids.